Ziziphus jujuba (common jujube) is the source of this 608-nucleotide messenger RNA. RefSeq lists its product as uncharacterized. NCBI's taxonomy places the organism in Eukaryota, Viridiplantae, Streptophyta, Magnoliopsida, Rosales, Rhamnaceae. The transcript is spliced from 2 exons. The record is from RefSeq and is a predicted model, not a curated record. Bases 38 to 424 code for a protein of 128 amino acids.
UUGCUUGGAGGCAAAAGUUGAUGAAUUAAAUAAAGAGAUGGCAGCGUUAAGGAAGAUGCUUAGUUCUGUUAUUGACCAACAAAAGCAUCAGGCCGAGCAUCAUAUGCAUAGCCAUUCACCGUCAUCUUCGGUUAGACCAUCAUCCCCUGUGGCACCGUCUGUUGGAGAGCAAGCUGAAGAAUUUGAUGCACCCAUAGACGGUUCCAAUGGUAGGAAGGAGGAUGAUGAUUGUACUACACCGUUUGAGCCUAUCGUACCUGGAGGACCCUAUGUGGAGGAUUCCUGGGCUUUGGUGCCAUAUCGGCCUUUGCAUUUCGGGUGGGAUAUCGGUGCUUCAGCUGACAGUCCACAUCAUGACCAAUCAGCUGAGAUUGAGGUGGAAGAUCGGAAGCAUAACGUUGGUGAUACAAGCCGAUUCGGUUGAGUUUACCACCAGUCACAUCACGUCAUCUCUCCUUACACCGACCCGUGUAAAAAGAAGGUCAAAUUUAAUCUUACUCGACCUAUUGAUGCAUCAAAGGAGAGGGCGUUCGAUGAGUGGUAUAGGGUGGCACCGAAGGAAGCAACCGUGUGUACAUCUUAUAUGACGGUGGGAAAGGAAUUUUUUG